UAAAAAUGGCAGCCUCCAUCACAAGGUUGAGUUACUGCAGACUCUUUAAAGUUUCACAAUCUUUUGGUACUUUCAGAGAAGACUUGCGAGUACUGAAUAAUGCGUAUCUACAUAUUUCUUCUGUAAAGCUACAUAAAGUACAUAGCCAGAAAAAGAAAAAGGUCAAACCUAUGGAUCCUAGAAAAAAUACUCAGUAUCCAUAUUUUCCUGGUGACCCAGUUCAAGAAGAUGCAGUCAAAACUCUCAAUAAUGAAAAAGAUCAGUUAUUUAAACUGAAUGAAGUAAACAAAAAGGUUUAUGAGCAAAAGCUUCAUGAGAUUUCUAAACAUAGUGCAGCAAAUGCAUUACAGAAAACUCCCUCAGGACUAAUGUACGAAACAUUAAAAGAAGGUGAUGCUAGACUAGGCCGAACCGUUAUUGAAGCAAAAUCUACUGGUCACAACAAAACUUCAGAUCUUAUUGUCUUAGAAGGCCAAAGACUAAUCAAAGAUGCUCUCAAAAUGGGUGCCAAAGCUAAGUGCAUAUAUUUUUGUGAGUUUGAUGUCUUGGAUGGGCUCACUCCGGAACUUCUUCAAGAUGUGAAUUUAUACAAGAUUUUAUACCGGGACAUGAAAGUAUGGUCAGACACAAAAACACCAUCUGGUAUUUUAGGCUUGUUUGAUAAGCCACAGCCUGGGGAAGUGCUUGCACAUUCCAAACAGCAAGUCCCCAUUACACUUAUCUUUGAUAGCUUGAAGGACCCUGGAAAUGCUGGGACACUGAUUCGUACUGCUGCGGCUGUUGGGUGUGAACGUAUCAUAACGACUACAGGCAGUGUGAAUGUGUGGGAGGGCAAGGUUAUUAGAUCUGCUAUGGGUGGGCACUUUUGUGUUCCAAUCUACUCUGGACUCAGCUGGUCGGAGGUUCAUAAUUAUGUUACAGAAGGCACACAAGUUUUUCUAGCCAAUUCAAGGCCAUCUCAUAUACUGGAGAGAUCUUUUGACCAACAAAUGGCUCUUGAAGAUUUACAAGUUUCAGAGGAUCUAGACUUGUCUGAUUCUGAUAAUGAAUAUGAAAAAGAUAAUGAUGCCAUGGAGUCGGAGAUGAGAAAGAUCUCAGUGGAUAAACAUGCAGAAGACAAGGCCUAUCCAUUUCACAAUGUACCCUUGGUGGUCAGUGAAUAUUCUGAUAUUAAGAUCAACUUCCCCCCAGACCAGGGCCGGCCACAUGUUGCUUUAGUUGUUGGUGGGGAGACAGAAGGACUCAGUGCAUUAGCAAAAAGAUUUGCCUUUGAUCACUAUGGACAGUACGUGACUAUACCAAUGACAGAGUUUGUCAACAGCCUGAAUACUGGUAUAGCUGGAAGCAUUAUUUUAUACGAGUUGCGAAAAAAGUUGCUAAAGUAAUAAUUUUUUUUUUUUCUGUUAUCUUCAUGUAAUGAAAUCUAAAUACAUAAUG
Molecule: messenger RNA, 1437 nt
Organism: Physella acuta
Lineage: Eukaryota; Metazoa; Mollusca; Gastropoda; Physidae
Product: rRNA methyltransferase 3, mitochondrial
Biological process (GO): RNA processing
Molecular function (GO): RNA methyltransferase activity; RNA binding
Source: RefSeq, a predicted model, not a curated record